Messenger RNA from Linum tenue, 1696 nucleotides. NCBI's taxonomy places the organism in Eukaryota, Viridiplantae, Streptophyta, Magnoliopsida, Malpighiales, Linaceae. The record is from the annotation of a GenBank genome assembly.
GCCCAACUUCAUUAUGCAAUUCCACUUUAAAGCUUCUAUGGGGAAAAAACAAAUGUGGAUGACUGAAACGAAAGAAAUAAUAACAUAAGGAACUGAAACGGAGAAGGAAAGACAAAAGAGAAAAGAAGGGUGGCCGUCGUUCUCUAUCUUAGCUAAAGGGUUUCAAGCUGCCGGGGACCGUCUGAGAUCCAAUUGAAAGGGAAAAAAGGUCGUCGGAAACAGAGAAGAAGAAGCUACUGCUCUCCCGCUCCGAGGUCUACUGAAUUGUCAUCAUUUCCCUGUCGCCGGGGGAGAUAGGGAAGGAUUUCUUUUACUUUGUUCCUUGUCAGAUGUCGCAUAGAUAAAGAAAUUGGAGAGGGAAGCGAAAAAGCAGGUCUUUGGAUCCGAUCUCGAUUGAGAGAGAGAGAGAGAGAGAGAGAGACCAGUCAUCGGAUUCUACUGUUCCCGCGGCGACAUUGCCCCAUCGCCGAUCUACACUGUGGGGGGAGGAAGCUAGAGGCUGAAUUGGGUCCGUUGUGUGAAAGUCGACUACUUGUCGUCUGUAUUGCUGUGAAUCGAGGGGAUAGCUGCUUUGAGACGGUAGCUGGAUUGCAAUUGAAUCAUCUUCUGCCCUCAAGCCUGGAUAGUAAUAGGUAAUGGUACCAUCUACCAGCGAUGUAGAUGAAGCAGUUGAAAUGGAGGAGGAGACUUCAGAUGAUGGACAGGAAACAGCUGCACCACCAGAAGCAGUUGAGAUGGAGGAGGAGAUUUCAGAGGAUGGACAGGAGACAGCUGCACCACCAGGACAUCAAGAAGAAGAUGAGUCAAUCCUAGAACCAUGUGAGGGUAUGGAAUUCGAUUCAGAAGACGCUGCAAAGAUAUUCUACGACGAAUAUGCACGAAAGCUGGGAUUCGUCAUGCGUGUGAUGUCAUGCCGUCGGUCUGAAAGGGACGGGAGAAUUCUUGCUCGUCGGUUCGGCUGUAACAAGGAAGGUCACUGUGUUAGCGUUCGAGGCAAACAAGGUAACGUUCGAAAGCCACGACCCAGCACGAGGGAAGGAUGCAAGGCUAUGAUUCAUGUUAAGUUUGAUAAAUCCGGGAAGUGGGUGAUCACGAAGUUUGUGAAGGAACACAAUCAUCCGCUCGUUGUUGUUGCGCACCGUGAAGCCCGCCAGACAUUGGAUGAGAAGGACAAACGGAUACAAGAACUGAGCAUGGAGCUACGAAACAAGAAGAGGUUAUGCACGGUGUAUCAGGAUCAGCUAUCCGCAUUCAUGAAGAUCGUCGAAGACCACUGCGAUCAGAUAUCGACGAAAGUGCAGAAUGUGGUGAGAAAUAUCUCAGAGUUGGAAUCUAUAGAGUAGGGACCUAUGGCUUCUUCAGUUUCUUCUGCAUGAUAGAUAGUUUGCAGGGAAUAAUCCAAGUCAUCUUAUACGAUUGUUUUCCUGUAAGUAAAUUGCAAUGUGAAUUUGUCAGUCAACUAAACAGAAGACUUGGUAACAACCAAUGACAGGUUCACUCAUCUUGUAUAUGUUUAUUUCAACUGAUCUUGAUUACCACUUCUUUCGUGUAAAAUUCUUAAACUUUGACAUGAAUGAUAGAACUUAUGGGUGUGAUUUGGCUAUGAUGGAAUGUGAGAGCUAUUAAAAAAAUACUUGCUAGCCUAGCAAAAGAAACGACUGGUUUAUUAGUUACUCCAAAUUUGAGAACACAAAUU